Molecule: messenger RNA, 2871 nt
Organism: Arxiozyma heterogenica
Lineage: Eukaryota; Fungi; Ascomycota; Saccharomycetes; Saccharomycetales; Saccharomycetaceae
Gene: PUF3
Product: mRNA-binding protein PUF3
Exons: 1
Coding region: 1-2871 (956 amino acids)
Biological process (GO): nuclear-transcribed mRNA catabolic process, deadenylation-dependent decay
Cellular component (GO): cytoplasm
Molecular function (GO): mRNA 3'-UTR binding
Source: RefSeq, a predicted model, not a curated record
AUGGAUCCAAACGGUAUGGAUGCAGAAUUGGCAUCUAUUGUGUCCUCUCUAAGUGCACUAUCUAAUCCAGGUCUGUCUCAACAACAAUACUCACAUGGCUUUAGUAACAACAACAACAACAAUAAUAAUAAACAACUAGGUGGAUUUAGAAGUUCUAGUUUAACUUUAAGUGACAAUGAAUCAGAUCUUUUAAGUCAAGGAUCAACUUCUUAUUUAGAUCAAAACAUUAACAAUGCCUAUAAUACAGGGUUUGGGUUAGGAUCCUUUGGUUAUAAUAAACAGACUACCUAUUCUGUUGGCACCGCUCCUCCUUAUGUCUCCACUUAUGCCACUAAUACACAACAUAACAACAACAACAUUAAUACUAAUAACACUGGACUUUAUGUGAAUACUAAUAAUUCUUCUUCCACCCAAUUAAGAAACAAAUUGAGUUUAUUAGAUACAUAUUCUAAUAAUUUGAAUAUGAACACUUUGAACUCAAAUGAUUUGAAUUCAUCGUUCAAUAACCACAACAACUAUAAUACUGUAAAUAAUUUCAGUAACACUAACCUAAGUUAUGAUAAAGAAAAUUAUUAUGCUCACACCAUUCAAAAUAUUACUUCGAGUGCCACUUCGACCACUGGAUUUUUCGAAAAAUUUGGUAAAUCCUUAAUCGAAGGUACGAAAGAAUUGGAAAAUGAAGAUUCUACUCCCACCAUUGUUAACACCACUGUUAACACUUCUGCUAAUGAUCGUAUGGAUAAUGAAUAUUUAAAUACCACCAACAAUAAUACUAGUGCCACGAAUUUAACAAACCAAAAUGUUUGGAAUCAGUCUACAGUCCCUUCAUUUCAACUGCAAAAUAGUGCCAUGGUUGAUAAUGAAACUUCUUCACAAAAUAGCAAUGUUAAUACUAACACCAAUAAUACCAACACCAAUGAGCCCAACAUGAAUGAUAAUCCAGAGAGUUUACAAAAGAACGACCAAAUGAAGUCUCCACCAUUCUUUUUCAAUCAUUCUAUCUUAAAUAACGGGUUCCUCUAUGGUAAUAAUUUCUCCCAGUUUCCGUUGGGAUCUCCAACUAGCUUCAUUCCUCAGAUGUUUUAUCCAUUGGGUCAACAUCCUUCUAUCCCACCACAGAUUCCGCCAAAUAACAACAAUAGCAAUCAAAUGAACAAUACUGGUAUUCCAAACACAACAAAUAUUAGCCACGAUAAAAAUAAUACAACCGUCGGUACUACUAGUAUUACUGCUACUAUCAACAAUAAUGGUAAUAAUAACGUACCAUCAUCUAUCCCUGAUUAUAGUUUGCCUGUAAAUAACAAAAACUUAAUUGAAUCAAAUAUUCCUAUUAUCAACAACAUUAACAACAUUGAUACAAAUGACGCUUUACAUGAUUCAAAUAAUAUAGGCUUACAAGGUGUACCAAUGAUAUUUACAUCACCUUCGUCAAAACCAAUGGCCUUGAAUAUGAAUCAUCAUCAUUCUCAAAAAUUGCAACAACAACACCCAAAUAAAACUACAACUGUAAAUAAGCAUCCUAGAAGUAAGAAUAAUGAUAACAACAAUAAUAUUAACAAUGAUAUUAAGAAAGGCAAUCUAUUUAAUUCACAACAAAUUCCAAAUACUAAUCAUAUUACAAUCAAUCCAGGCAAUCCAUAUUUAGAUCCACAUAAUACUACUGUUACUCCAAAUUUCAUCAGUAAAUUAAAUGAAAAUACAUUCAAUAGCAAUUUAGAUAUUGAUGAAUCAACAAGACAUAAAACUACCAUUCCAUCUCAACAAAAUUCCGGUUAUCAUAGAUCUCCAUUACUAGAAGAAAUUAGAAAUAAUGCUGAUAAUAAAUACACAUUGAAGGAUAUUGUCGGCCACACCUUGGAAUUCUGUAAGGAUCAAUAUGGUUCUAGAUUUAUUCAAAAGGAAUUGGCUACUGCUGAACCUUCGGAAAAGGAAGUUGUUUUCAACGAAUUGAGAGACCAUAUAUUGAUUCUGUCUAAUGAUGUCUUUGGGAAUUAUGUAAUCCAAAAAUUCUUUGAAUAUGGUACGCCAACCCAAAAAAGUAUUUUAGUAGAAAAUUUUAAGGGUAGAAUGAAAGAGCUUUCUGUUCAAAUGUAUGCAUGCCGUGUCAUUCAAAAAGCACUGGAAUUUAUUAAACCCGAAGAAAGAAUUGAAUUGGUGGUCGAAUUAUCUGAUUGUGUCUUAAAGAUGAUUAAAGAUCAGAAUGGUAACCACGUGAUUCAAAAGGCGAUUGAAUGUAUUCCAAUUGAAUUAUUACCAUUUGUGCUUAAUUCUUUGAUUGGUCAUAUUUAUCAUUUAUCUACACAUUCUUAUGGAUGUCGUGUUAUACAAAGAUUGUUAGAGUUUGGUACAAUCAAGGAUCAGACCGUGAUUUUAGAUGAAUUAAAAAAUUUCAUCCCAUAUCUUUUACAAGAUCAAUAUGGUAAUUAUGUGAUUCAACACAUUUUACAACAUGGUUCAGAUGAUGCUAAUUGUCUACCAAUGAUCAACACUAAACAAGAGAUUAUUGAUAUUGUAGCUGACAAUGUAGUUGAAUUUUCAAAACAUAAAUUUGCAUCUAAUGUGGUAGAAAAAGCUAUUUUAUAUGGUACAAAAGAACAAAAGAAUUCCAUCAUUUCAAGAAUUUUACCAAGAGACAACGAACAUGCAGCCAACUUAGAAGAUAAUGCUCCAUUAAUCUUGAUGAUGAAAGAUCAAUUUGCCAAUUAUGUUGUUCAAAAAUUAGUAACUGUUUCUGAAGGCGAAAGCAAGAUUUUAAUUGUAACUGCCAUUAGAGCCUAUGUUGAUAAAUUAAAUAACACAAAUGCUUUAGGUAACAGACAUUUAGCAAGUGUGGAAAAAUUGGCUGCAUUAGUUGAAACUAUCAAGGUUUAA